Molecule: messenger RNA, 1044 nt
Organism: Lottia gigantea (owl limpet)
Lineage: Eukaryota; Metazoa; Mollusca; Gastropoda; Lottiidae
Exons: 6
Coding region: 1-1044 (347 amino acids)
Source: RefSeq, a predicted model, not a curated record
AUGCCUAGAGUGAAUCAGAAAGAUUGUGAUAAGUAUAAUCUACCAAUAAAUACGAUGUGGAUUCAAAGAGAUAGCUGUGAAGACAAUAAACGAUUCAAGUGCAAAAGAGGAUAUGUAUCACAAGUUCAAACAACUUGUAAAAACGAAGUCUGGAUUUUGGAACCAGCUUGUCAAGAGUGUACACAAGGUGUGAAUAUCACUAACUCUGAUGAUGUAACAGAAUCUAGAAUAUUUGGUGAAGAUUUUAGUUUUAACUGUUCAGUUGGCUACACUAAGAAUGGUGAGACGGGUACUCUGAGGUGUGAUGUAAAUGGUAUGUGGCUAGAACAACAAGCUUGUCAAGAGUGUACACAAGGUGUGAAUAUCACUAACUCUGAUGAUGUAACAGAAUCUAGAAUAUUUGGUGAAGAUUUUAGUUUUAACUGUUCAGUUGGCUACACUAAGAAUGGUGGGACGGGUACUCUGAGGUGUGGUGAAAAUGGUAUGUGGCUAGAACAACAAGCUUGUCAAGCUGUAGAGUGUCCACAAGGUGUGAAUAUCACUAACUCUGAUGAUGUAACAGAAUCAAGAAUAUUUGGUGAAGAUUUUAGUUUUAACUGUUCAGUUGGCUCCACUAAGAAUGGUGAGACGGGUACUCUGAGGUGUGGUGUAAAUGGUACUUGGACAGAACAACAAGCUUGUCCAGGAUGUUACAAGUUUUUGAAUAAAACAUGUUUAGCACCGAGUUUCUUUUACUAUGAUGAUUACACGUCAACUGAAGAUGACCAAUGUGAUGAAGAUUGUAAUUCUAUUACUGGGUGUACCGCUUCAUUAUAUGAAAGCAAUAAUUGUAAUUUUUACACAGCUCCGAUCAUCUUUGUGUCAUAUGAUCUAGAUCUAAAUCAAUGCAUUGAAAAGUGUAAGGAGAGGAGUGACUGUGUAACAUUGAACUUAAAGACAGGUAUUAGCAAUGAAUGCUUUUUAUUUAACGUUACCCUGGCUGAACUACCUGAUGGUUCGACAACUGAAAAUGACAGAUGUACCAUAGUAGAAAAAAUAUGUUAA